AUGGCGGUCAGCGAGAUCGCUCGUGUUGCUGUGAAACCCGGCAUAAAUAUUAUCAACCCAGAAACACCGGAUGGCCGCAUUCUAGGUAGCAUUUUGAGAGGCGUGACUACACUGGCGGGAGGCCCUCAAAAGGUCUUUUGGGGUUUGGAAGUUCUAAAUCCUUCAAUGCUAUGGAUUUUGUUCGACUGGGAAUCUGUUGAACAACAGGAAGACUUUAAACUGUCUGCACCGGACGCUCUAAAAGAAUUCUCGAAAAUAUGUCUGUACUCAGAGUUCAUCACCAAUAUCAAUCUUUCGCCCUCCUCGGAUGUCCUCUGUGGUCCCAUCACUGAGCUCAUGAUGAUUCACGUCUCCAAGAACUUGUCACAAAGCGGGAAGGAAGAAGCAUCAGAAAAGACCAUUCACAUUACAAGUGAAUGUUUUGGAAAUUCCCAGCAUGUUAACAAAUUGGCUCAUGGGUGGAUGGUACAACAGAAUGUGCCUGGGCAGCGACUGAUGAUGGAUGCUGGCGGUGUCUUUAUGGUCUUCAUUAGCUGGGCAGGGUAUAUGAAGCAAAAGACAUUCCAUGAGACUCCAGACUAUCAGGAAACUGUCAAGACUAUACGUACUCUGAAAGGGAUAAUUGGUUUCCAAAGUCAGAGUGUUAACUUUUCUUCUACCAAAAGAUUAGAGGAACAGGGGCAGUAA
This is a messenger RNA of Fusarium sp. VM40, 687 nucleotides long. NCBI's taxonomy places the organism in Eukaryota, Fungi, Ascomycota, Sordariomycetes, Hypocreales, Nectriaceae. The record is from the annotation of a GenBank genome assembly.